AUGGACGCCCCCGAAAAAGUGGACUCCGCCGUCGGUCUCGCCCCGGGCGCCAUCCCGCGCCCUGAAUCCGUCGAAAACUUGCGUCGACAGCGGUCGCUCGGAUUACUCCCUGGACCAACCAAGGAUGCGCGCCCCGAGCUCGCGCCCCGGCCGCGCGUGCUGAUGUUUCACUGCGGUGGAACGCUCGGCAUGGGCGCCGAGUCGUUCGCCGAGGACGAGCGGUGCGCGUCGCCUCGACCGGUUCCGAUGCGAGGGGGUGGGAAGUACCGGGCGCUGGGCUCGAACAAGUUCCUAUUGGACGUACUCGACGUGGUGCCGGAAUUAACGUCAUUGGCGGACAUCGAGGUGGUGGUACUGAUGAAUAAGGACUCGAGUGAGAUGGACGCGAGGGAUUGGAAAGCGCUGGGACUGGCGUUGCACGAAAAGCGCGAGAGUUACGGGGGGUUCAUCAUCGCGCACGGUACGGAUACGAUGGCGUACACAGCGAGCGCGUUGAGUUUGAUGCUCGAGGGGUUCGGGAAGCCGAUCGUGUUGACGGGAUCGCAGUUACCGCUCGCGUACCCGAGGAGUGAUGCGAGGCAAAAUUUAUUGGACGCGCUCACGUGCAUCGUGGGAUCGAAGAGUUGCGGAGGGGUGGUUGAUUUUUACGAAGUCGCUAUUUGUUUCAACGGGAAACUUCUGCGAGGGAAUCGCGCGCAAAAGACAAGCGCAACGGUGUACGCGGCGUUUUCGAGCCCGUCGUAUCCAGCUCUCGCGCGUUUGGGCGUCGGCGUGGAUUGGAACCACGCGAGAUUGCUCCCGCGUCAGGAGCAGUACACGCCUCGAUUCGAUGUCAAUCCGAAUGUCAUCAGAGUGCCGGUGAUUCCUGGGCUCGACAUCGCGGCGGCGUACGGCGACGUCUACGAAAGAGGCGUUCGAGGCAUUGUCUUAGAAGCGUUCGGUGUCGGUAACUUUCCCUCAUCCCUCAUCCCCUGGCUCACAGAGCAAACGGCAAAGGGUCUUCGUGUCCACCUCUCAACGCAGUGUCAGAGCGGCGAGCUCAGACCAGAGCUCUACGCCGCCGGUCUCGGCGCCCUCGCCGUGGGCGCAAGAUCGGGACCAGUGAUGACUAUAGAGUGCUCCGUGGUGAAGAUGAUGCUCUGCCUCGCCAAUCCCGGUUUCGAUCUGGACCGCUCCGUCGCGGGCGAAACCGAUACGGUCGAUUUUUGCAUAUGA
This is a messenger RNA of Ostreococcus tauri, 1215 nucleotides long. RefSeq names its product Asparaginase/glutaminase, active site 2. Gene Ontology annotation, molecular function: asparaginase activity. The record is from RefSeq and is a predicted model, not a curated record. The coding region runs from base 1 to 1215 and encodes 404 amino acids. Lineage: Eukaryota; Viridiplantae; Chlorophyta; Mamiellophyceae; Mamiellales; Bathycoccaceae. The transcript has a single exon.